Messenger RNA from Anolis carolinensis (green anole), 2382 nucleotides. RefSeq names its product homeobox protein EMX1. Lineage: Eukaryota; Metazoa; Chordata; Lepidosauria; Squamata; Anolidae. The transcript has 3 exons. Gene Ontology annotation, molecular function: RNA polymerase II cis-regulatory region sequence-specific DNA binding; DNA-binding transcription factor activity, RNA polymerase II-specific. Gene Ontology annotation, biological process: regulation of transcription by RNA polymerase II; central nervous system development; neuron differentiation. Gene Ontology annotation, cellular component: nucleus. Bases 46 to 774 code for a protein of 242 amino acids. The record is from RefSeq and is a predicted model, not a curated record.
GGGCGAGGGGAAGGCGUGCGGGUGGGUGGGUGGGGGGUCCCGGCCAUGUUCCACCCGUCUCCGGGGCUGGGCGUGGGCGUGGGCGUGGGCGUGGGCGCGGGGGCGGGGGCGUGCGCGGGCGGGGCGCUGCCCAAGCGCUGCUUCUCCAUCGAGUCCCUGGUGGGGAAGGACCCCCCGCCGGCCCCGCCCGCCCUGGCCUUCCCCCCCUCCUCGGCGCCCCCCUCGGGCCCCCGCCCGCCCCUCUACGGGGCCCCCGAGCUGCUCUUCGCCGAGGGCCUGGCCCCGCCCCCGCCCCCGCCCCCCGCCGGGCCCUUCUUCGCCGCGCCCCCGCCCCCGCCGCCCCCGCCCCGCGCCCCCGCCGACCCGCUCGGCUUCUACCCCUGGGUCCUCCGGAGCCGCUUCUUCGGGCACCGCUUCCAAGGCGGAGAGGUGUCCCAGGAGAGCCUGCUGCUCCACGGCCCUUUCGCCAGGAAGCCCAAGCGGAUCCGGACGGCCUUCUCCCCGUCGCAGCUGCUGAGGCUGGAGCGCGCCUUCGAGAAGAACCACUACGUCGUGGGCGCCGAGCGCAAGCAGCUGGCCGGCAGCCUCAGCCUCUCCGAGACCCAGGUGAAGGUCUGGUUCCAGAACCGACGGACCAAGUACAAGCGGCAGAAGCUGGAGGAGGAAGGGCCCGAGUCGGACCAGAAGAAGAAGGGCUCCCACCACAUCAACCGGUGGCGCAUUGCCACCAAGCAGUCCAGCGGGGAGGACAUAGACGUCACCUCCAACGACUAGCGGAGUGAUGGCGGCAGGCACACCGUUGCCCCGGGAAGGACCAUUGAGCGGGAGCAGAGGCCACAGACUCUGGCCGCGGAAGGGGGGACAGACCUGGGCAGGAGACCCCCGGUUUCCGGUGUUGGGGUGCUCGGGCGGAAGGACCGCUUUGGGGGCAAUGUGCUGCCUCUGUGCUGCCUCUCCGAUCUAUGGGUCAACCUAUGGGGCCAGCAAUGCAGCUGAAGACGGAAGAGAGUGGGAAGACCCCCAGAAAGGCCAGGACACGGACCCUGUGAGUCCUGCGAGGAGCCUCCAAAUAAGCGCAUCUGCCAAGGCUUCCGCCAUAGACACCCUCCGCUUGUCUUGGUUGGACUUGGGCCGGGUGGGUGUCCAAUGUAUUACGAGGACAAUGACUAUGAUUAAGGGCCCAAGAGGAAGCCCGUCCCUCUCCCGUCUUAAUUUAUUAUUUUGUGUCUCUGUGUUUCCGGUGUGUACCUCUUCCCUCUGUCGUAGAUGUGUGUGUCAAUGCGCACAAGUGUGGGUGGGUGUUUCUGUGCAAUCAUAACACAACCAGUGGCCGCCCAGGCUGGCAAUACAUCCAGGCCUUAUUGUGGAUGCAGAGGGGCGGGAAAGGCUUUUUGGAGGUCCCACCCUCUUCUUUGCAAGCCUCUUGUUUCAUGACAACAUAUCUUCCCUCUGCCUGAAUUCAACAUCAAUGUUCCCGGCUGAUCCUCUGCCUUCCCACUUUCCCAGCUGCUUUUAAAAUGCCCUCGUUAUUUCUCUCCUUGUCCCUCUUUGUGCUCAGCUCGCUUCAAUUGCUGCAAAAUGAGCCCAAAGUGCCAAAAUGGCUCAUAGCAUAGAGUUGGAAGGGUCUCCUGGAGGCCAUCCAGCCCAGCCCUCUCCAGCCAGGCAGGAAGACACAACCAAAGCACUCCUGACAGAUGGCCAUCCUGCUUUUGUUUGAAAGCCUCCAGAGAAGGAGACUCCGACAAACUCUUAGAGUUGGAAGGGAUCCCCAUCCUGUCCAACCUCAUUCGGCACAAUCUGAUCCCUCCCAACAGAUGUCCAUCCAGACUCUACUUAAAAAUCUCCAGAGAAGGGAGACUUCCAGGCAGCAGAGGGUUCCACCAAUAAACAGUUUUGAACGUCAGGAUUUUCUCUCUAAUGUUUAGGUGGAAUCUCUUUCCUUGCAACUUGAAUCCUUUCCCUUCCCCGUCGACUCAGGCAAAAGCAAACUACGUCCAAGCAGGGUCCCUUUAUAUAGUUGUGCCAGGUCUCCAUUUGCAGCCUCAAUAUUUUAUCAUUUGGAACAUGGCUUACCACUGUCACCAUCGUUAGCAUAUGGCGUUACACAUAAAUGAGGAAUAACCAGUCAGGUAUCCUUGCCAAAGCAGGAAAACUCAUGUUUUAAAACAAGGAACGCAGGAGAAGUAAGGGAGACACAGAAAGUGCACAAAUGCAAUAUAAUUCAGGUCGGGCACCUGUUCCCUGGGAUUCUCAAAUCUCAAACCCUCCAAAAUCCAAAAUCCUGGGUGGCCGAGAGAGUGACACUUUUUGUUUCCUGGCGGUUCAAUGUACCCAAAGUUUGUUUCAUGUACCAAAUUAUUAAAAAGAUUGUAUAUAAAACUA